GACUGGUGCUUAUAUAACCCGCAACUACAGUAUUCAGUCAGCGCAGCAACUAUGAACUGCGCGGUCAUAUUACUGUUCUUCCUACUUGCUCGGCAGAGUCCCGCGUGCGCACAUGCGAACACGGAGGAUGAACUGCUGCAGCAUCUUCGCACCUUCCUUGCCGCCUCGCCUCCAAAAACAACUUCCACGCGGCGUUAUGGGCGUCUUUCCGAGGCAGAUCAGGACACGUGGCCCAGUGGGCUCCUAAUUGGAGCUGGGGUGUCGGCUUGUCAGGCUGAAGGAGCGUAUAACCUGUACGGCAAAGCUGAGAGCAUCCUUGACCACCCGCAGCAUAUGCCAGGGUUCGUCAGUCCCUUCUCUACGGAUGUAGCUGCUGAUCACUACCACAGAUUCCGAGAAGAUUUAGCUUUCGCAAAGCAGAUGAAGUUUACUUCCCAUCGGUUUUCUAUAUCGUGGUCUCGCGUUCUCCCAACCGGAGGUGUUGACAAUGUCAAUCAAGAAGGUGUGGAGUUCUACACUGAUUAUAUAAAUGAAAUAAUAAACAACGGCAUGGAACCAAUGGUCACGAUGCUUCACUUUGAUCAGCCCUACACCUUAGAGAAAGCGACUGGAGGCUGGGAUAGCCCUGCAAUGAUUGACAAAUACGUAGACUACGCCGAUUUUUUGUUCAAAACUUUCGGAGAUAAGGUGAAGUAUUGGACAACACUGAACGAACCAAACAUGUACUGUUCAUAUUUCCGUAUUAUAACGGCCGAAAACGGACAAGUAGAUUACAGCAAGUUUUACCAGUGUAUACACAACAUCAUUUUAGCUCACAUGAAGUCUUACAAACUCUAUGAGAAAAAAUACCGACCAACACAAAAUGGAAUGGUUGGCAUAUCUACGCUGAUGUUGCCACCCACACCUGAGACCAAGACCCAAGAGGACCAAGUAGCGGCCGAAGUAUUUAAUCAAGUUUACGUCGGCACACUCAUCCAUCCCAUUGUUUUCGGGGACUACCCGCCUGUGGUGCGCUAUCUCAUCGACAAACGCGACGCAGAUGAUGGUCUCGGCCGACAACGCCUCCCAGCUUUUACACCCGAGGAAAAGCUGAUACUCGCAGAGGGUGUCACUGAUUUCAUAGCUCUGAAUGUCUACGGUGGUUGUACAGCUAGCUACAACCGCAACAAAACUGCUGUUUCGGCAGCAGGAAUUUUGCCGGGUCCUUCCGUUGAAGAUAUACCGUUUGCGAACAUUAACUGUUCCGCUGACUUUAGCAAGAUAGAUUCGUCGGUUAUGCACAACGCAUUGAUCUGGAUGUGGAACGAAUACCAUGUUCCGAUCAUUAUAUCGGAAAACGGCUAUGGCGACUCUAAGCACGCUGGAGUCAACGAUGCAGCUAGAGCUGCCUACCACAGUGCUAACCUACUUUCCCUUGUCCGAACAAUGAAAGUAUACGAUGUAAAAGUUCUUGCGUACUACGCGUGGUCGUUAAUUGAUUUGUUCGAGUUCUCCUCCGGCUACGAAGGGCGCCCUUUCGGACUCGUCCACGUUGACUACCAUAAUGGAUCACUAAAUCGUACGCUCAAGGAUUCUUCCAAAUUUUUCAUCCGUCUACAUGAAACUGGAAGAGUUCCUUUCAUACCCGAGCCCGAACCGGAUAAUGUAUCAGCAGGAAACGCGUUAUUUGCAUCUCACGAAGUAUUAGCCCUGGUAUGUGGGCAGCUAUUGGUGUGUGGCUCAUGGUUCCAAAAACACCUGUAGACUUAAAGACUUUGUCGGUCACUUGUAAACUUGUCAGCUAUGAAAUGUACAAAAUAUGAAAAAAAUAAAAUAAAGAACGUGUAAGUAAGGAACUAUGC
Molecule: messenger RNA, 1841 nt
Organism: Frankliniella occidentalis (western flower thrips)
Lineage: Eukaryota; Metazoa; Arthropoda; Insecta; Thysanoptera; Thripidae
Product: myrosinase 1-like
Exons: 11
Coding region: 52-1743 (563 amino acids)
Biological process (GO): carbohydrate metabolic process
Molecular function (GO): beta-glucosidase activity
Source: RefSeq, a predicted model, not a curated record